AUGUUUUUAUCAGACGCAGUUAAGUUUUUGGGUGUUACUAUUGUUAGUCAAAGCGAUGAAACAGGUUCAAGUGAUGGAGGAAUUUAUGUUAAUUCCAUAAUGAAAGGAGGUGCAGUUGCACUAGAUGGUCGUAUUGAACCAGGCGAUGUGAUUCUUCAAGUAAAUGAUAUUAGUUUUGAAGGACUAUCAAAUGAUGAUGCUACUAAAGUUCUACGUGAAGCUGUCAAAAAGCUUGGACUAAUUACAUUCUUUGUAGUUAAAUGUCGGGAUCCAACUCUACGAGGUUAUUUUACAUUACCUCAUCAUGAACAAGUACGUCUUGUUGAUCCAUUAUCAUGGCCUGCACAUACACAAGCUGUACAAAAUGCAUAUAAUAAUCCUCAACAACAAAUCUUACUUCAUCAUCGACAAUUGUUACUUAAUCCAACAACAAAUAUGAGUUCAACCUUAUCAAGUACAAAUAAUAUAAUGGCUGAUAAUGAAUGUUUUGGUCUUGAUUUUAAUUUAAUAAUUAAUUCUGAUAUGGAUGGUAUUGUACGAGCUAUGGCUGAACCUGAUUGA
Molecule: messenger RNA, 561 nt
Organism: Rotaria sp. Silwood2
Lineage: Eukaryota; Metazoa; Rotifera; Eurotatoria; Philodinida; Philodinidae
Source: the annotation of a GenBank genome assembly